Solanum dulcamara is the source of this 2240-nucleotide messenger RNA. RefSeq lists its product as uncharacterized. The transcript is spliced from 2 exons. Bases 1061 to 2083 code for a protein of 340 amino acids. The record is from RefSeq and is a predicted model, not a curated record. NCBI's taxonomy places the organism in Eukaryota, Viridiplantae, Streptophyta, Magnoliopsida, Solanales, Solanaceae.
AACUUAAUAUAAUCUUCAUUUUGCAUUGUUCAUUGGCAGAGGACUUAAAGAUUUAAACUUGAUGGGCUCGACUUUUAAGAUUUUAGCACUGGACUUAUGUUAACUAGGGACUUAGUUAGGCAAGCUAUCAUGGUUAGUUAAGCUAACUAAGUUUGUUAGAAAUUAGUUAGAGUUAGUUGGAAGAAUAACGUCCACAUGGACUCUAUAAGUACACAUGCUAUACACAUGUAUUGGAUGAAUGAAGAAAAUCUAAUUACUUUAUCUUCUUCCUUUCUUUCUUCGGUUUCUGUUUUUACAAAGCUCCAUCAAUGGAGUUUAUCAUGGUAUCAGAGCAGUGGUAGUUCUCAGACCAAGAGCAUCACUGUGCACUGCAGUGUAGUGUACUAAAGUGCUAAGAUUCGAAGCUAAGAAGUAGUUGAAUCAUGAGUAAGCAUCUAAGGAGAAAAUCAAGUCUCGAAGCUGUGAAACAAUGGAAAUUACAGCAGAGUUUCAAGCCGGAUCAAUGGAAACUGGCAACCUAAACUCAAACACAAUAAAUACUACUACUAGAGCAGUAAAUUUUAGUGCUCCAAUUAUAGAUCACAAUCAUCCGCUGUAUCUUCAACCUAAUGACACUCCAGAUAGUUCCUUAAUCUCUUUGCAACUCACUGGAUCAGAAAACUAUGCAAUCUGGAGUAUAUGCAUGCGCAUUGGACUACUAGGAAAGAGUAAACUAGGCUUUGUUGAUGGUAGAUUUCCUAAAUCUAAAUUUGGCCCUGAGUAUUUUGAUAUUUGGAAAAAGCGCAAUACUGUUGUUUUGUCCUGGAUUAUGAAUAUUGUGAGGCCAGGUCUGCUUAGCAGUGUAGUGUAUGGUGAUGAUGCUCACAAAGUGUGGUGUGAUCUAAAGGAGAGGUUCGAUAAGAUCAAUGGUGCACAUGUGUUUCACCUUCAUAAGGAGAUUCACAGUCUCAGCUAGGGAACUUUGUCAGUAACAGAUUACUAUAUUACACUUAAGAGUCUAUGGAAUGAAUCUAGGAAAUUCAAAGAACAUUGUGAGUAUCAAAGACUACUUCAGUUUCUAAUGGGAUUGAAUGAAUCCUACUCAGCUGCUAGAGGCCAAAUUUUGCUACAGACUCCUACUCCUAAUCUAAACAAAGCAUUCUCACUCAUGAUAGAUCAUGAAAGUCAGAAAAACAUGAUUCAUACAAUUUCAGAUGCUUCUUUUCAUAGAGCUAUUGAAAGUACAGCUCUAUUCAGUCAGAAAACUUAUACUCAUGGGAAUGGUAAUUUUGGACAUCAACAAGGAGGUGGUGAUGUUCAUCCAAAUAGAGGACAUUAUGACUCUCAAUAUAAGUCACAUCCACAGAAGCCUCAUAAGGUUGUUGUUAUGUGUGAAGUGUGUGGAUACAGGGGACACACUAAGGAGCAAUGCUUCAAAGUUAAAGGCUAUCCUAUUGGCUGGAGAUCAAAGAAGAAAGGUGGAACCACCAUCUCCUAUGCCAAUCAAGUUGAAACCUCUCAACCUGCUGGCAAUGCUGCUGCCAGUCUGAAUUCUCCAUCUCUAGAAGCCUUCUUCACACAAGAUCAGUAUCAGCAGAUCAUGCAAAUAUUGGCAAAAGAAAGUGAAAAUGCAGGAGAGAACUCAGCUAAAGCAGCUAUUACAGAUAGUACCUUGUCUGCUUUAGUCUCCAAAUAUGUGCCUAUGGAUUGGAUAGUUGACACUGAAGCCACAGACCAUAUGAUAGCUAGACUUGAUGUGCUUGAUACAGUUCAAAUAGUACCUAGUUCUAAGAUGAGAGAAGUCCAUCUGCCUAUUGGUAACGUAGUAUCAGUCUCACAUACUGGAGAACAAAAGUAUUUGGUGGCCAAAGUAUUAAUAAUAUGUUGUUUGUUUCAGAUUUUAAGUGUAACUUGCUAUUUGUGUCACAACUUAUCAAAGAACUUCAUUGCAUGGCAGCUUUCUUUCCUGAUUUUUGUAUUUUUUAGGAUCUCUCCAAUGGACUGGUCAGGGGGAUUAGUAGAGAAGAUCAAGUCUCUACAUCCUCAAGAAAGAUCUCACCAACACAGUUCCAGUUUCUCCUCAUUCAGCAUAUUCAACCAAUAACUCUUCUUCUCCAUCAAGUCAAUCUAAGUCUAUCUCCCUAUGGCAUAGAAUAUUAGGACAUACCCUCAUAGAUAUAAUAAAGAGGUCUACUGGUCUUGAUAUUUUACAUACCACUGUGUAUAUACCUUGUACUGUUUAUCCCUUAGCUAAACAAACU